Xenopus tropicalis (tropical clawed frog) is the source of this 849-nucleotide messenger RNA. RefSeq names its product loricrin-like. The transcript has a single exon. Bases 1 to 849 code for a protein of 282 amino acids. The record is from RefSeq and is a predicted model, not a curated record. NCBI's taxonomy places the organism in Eukaryota, Metazoa, Chordata, Amphibia, Anura, Pipidae.
AUGGACCGGGGGGGCUACAGCGAUGGGACCGGGGGUCUACAGCGAUGGGACCGGGGGGGCUACAGCGAUGGGACCGGGGGGGCUACAGCGAUGGGACCGGGGGGGCUACAGCGAUGGGACGCGGGGGUCUACAGCGAUGGGACCGGGGGGGGCUACAGCGAUGGGACCGGGGGCUACAGCGAUGGGACCGGGGGGCUACAGCGAUGGGACCGGGGGGGCUACAGCGAUGGGACCGGGGGGCUACAGCGAUGGGACCGGGGGGCUACAGCGAUGGGACCGGGGGGCUACAGCGAUGGGACCUGGGGGGGCUACAGCGAUGGGACCGGGGGGGCUACAGCGAUGGGACCGGGGGGCUACAGCGAUGGGACCGGGGGGCUACAGCGAUGGGACCUGGGGGGCUACAGCGAUGGGACCUGGGGGGGCUACAGCGAUGGGACCGGGGGGGCUACAGCGAUGGGACCGGGGGGCUACAGCGAUGGGACCUGGGGGGGCUACAGCGAUGGGACCCGGGGGGUUACAGCGAUGGGACCGGGGGGCUACAGUGAUGGGACCGGGGGGCUACAGCGAUGGGACCGGGGGGGGGCUACAGCGAUGGGACCGGGGGGGCUACAGCGAUGGGACCUGGGGGACCGGGGGGUUACAGCGAUGGGCACGGGGGGCUACAGCGAUGGGACCUGGGGGGGCUACAUCGAUGGGACCUGGGGGGGCUACAGUGAUGGGACCGGGGGGGCUACAGCGAUGGGACCGGGGGGCUACAGCGAUGGGACCGGGGGGGCUACAUCGAUGGGACCGGGGGGGCUACAGCGAUGGGACGCCGUGUGCAAUGUGUGGGAGGGGGGAGACCAGUAA